Messenger RNA from Seminavis robusta, 860 nucleotides. The record is from the annotation of a GenBank genome assembly. NCBI's taxonomy places the organism in Eukaryota, Bacillariophyta, Bacillariophyceae, Naviculales, Naviculaceae.
CAGGUUGUUGUUGUCAAGAGAACCAAGAUGACGGAUACCACCAAGGCAGAACCGCAAGAAUCCACAACAGAGCCCAAUAAUAAUAAGUAUGAUGGCUACUUUGCUUGUCACUGUGGCAAGAUUCGAAUUGACGUCGUGCAACCUGCGAGUUCCAAUUGGGUGACACCCACAGCAGCCCUGUGCCAAUGUAACGAUUGCGUCCAGCAUGCCAAAGCGGUAUCCCGGUAUCGCCAAGAGCAUUGUUCGUCCGCAGCAGCUGCCGACGCCCUUACGGCUUCCAAUGCUGUGGACAUGAGACAAAUAUACAAGAGUGAUGCCGUCAAACUGACGGGAACAGAAUAUUUGCAGGCCGUCAAACUGAAACAAGAUUCUCCCGCGAUUCGCUAUCACAGCAACUGCUGUGGGACACCCUUGAUGAUGGAUUAUACCAUGGCUCCAUUUUUUCUGGUCUACCAGCAUACCAUUGCGAGUACACAAGACGACGACUCCUCGACCUUGCUGUUUCAACGAAUGACUCCCACCGUGGUGCUCAAUCAUCAAUACGCUCUUCCGAACAGUCCCCCUACGCCAGAAGGAAUUCCCGUGCGGGACGGAGUUUCCUUGGGAUUCAUGUCCCAUGCCAUUGGGAGACUGGUGGUAGGUUUGCUAGCAGGCAAGAGCAAGAGUCCCAUUGCGGCACAACUAGAUACGGUGCCAGUGAGUAUUGGAAUCGAUUCGAUUUUUGGAAAGUCACCAGCAGCAAAAGGCGAAGAUAACCAGUUAUUGGAGGAUUAAGAUGCUACGCUGAAGGCAACUGCGAGGCUGGCAUGCUGUCAAACACAAAGUCACUGUAUUGAUCAUAGUAACAUUAUUUGCAACGU